Carassius carassius (crucian carp) is the source of this 2964-nucleotide messenger RNA. Its product is annotated as POU domain, class 6, transcription factor 2-like. The record is from RefSeq and is a predicted model, not a curated record. Gene Ontology annotation, biological process: regulation of transcription by RNA polymerase II. NCBI's taxonomy places the organism in Eukaryota, Metazoa, Chordata, Actinopteri, Cypriniformes, Cyprinidae. Bases 20 to 2197 code for a protein of 725 amino acids. Gene Ontology annotation, molecular function: RNA polymerase II cis-regulatory region sequence-specific DNA binding; DNA-binding transcription factor activity, RNA polymerase II-specific. The transcript has 9 exons.
UGAGCAUACAUGUGUGUGCAUGAGACACACAAAGAGUGAACCUGUGCGCACCAAAGCUAACAUCACUUAUUUUGCCUCCCCCACCACCCCAUUGUCCACCCGACCUGGUCCUUCCUCCGCUCGCCUCCAGGAUCCGAUGAUCACAGGGCAGCUGAGCAAACCGCUGCUCCCCCUGCGUGCCGAUAUGGACGCCUGCGAGCUGCGGGAUGACGACAGAGCGGCCAGCCCAGACAGCGAGCUCAACGAGGAGCCCUUGCUGCUGUCAGCUGACACAGACUCGGAGGAGAAGAUGUAUGGUGGUCGAGUUGGCUCAGUUCAGUCUGAUGCCAGCAACAGUCCCACAGAACAUGCUCAUAUGGGCCUAUCUCACCCCACCUUCCCUGUAGGACCACAGUCUCUGCUGGUUGCUCAGCAGCUGGCGUCAGCGGUUAGUGGAGUGAUGUCCGGAGGAGCUCCUGGUCUGAACCAGCCCAUUUUGAUCCCCUUUAAUGCUGGUGGGCAUCUGGGUGGGCAGCAGGGCCUGGUUCUCUCUCUGCCCACUGCUGCCAACAUACAGGGCCUGGUGGCAGCCGCUGCUGCUGGGGGCAUCAUGACGCUCCCUCUACAGAAUCUGCAAGCUACCUCAUCCUUAAACUCUCAGCUCCAGCAUCUUCAACAACUCCAACAGCUACAGCAUCACCAGCAACAGCAUCAUCAUCAUCAACAACAGCAGCAACAACAACAUCAACAGCAGCAGCGUGAACGAGAGCAGCGUGAAAGAGACCAACAACAAAGAGAACGAGAACGUGAACGAGAGCGGCAACAACAGCUCUGCGGUCCAACACAUCUCCAACCACCCAGCCAUCAUCAGCUCACUCCUCCGAUUCAAUCACAAGUCUCUGGACCUUCUCCAGGCUCCACCUGUAGCUCCUCCAAUCAUAGCUUAGCUCAUCCUCCCCAGUCUCCACCCCCUCACAGGCAAAACCAAUCACCAGCUCACAGCUUGCCAUCACCUGUCACGCCUCCUCUGCCACUACAGCUCAACCCUCUGGCCAGUCAGGCAGCAGUUGCCGCAGCAGCAGCGAUGGGUUCAAUUACCGGGUCACAGGUGUUUGGUAAUGCUCUCUCCAGCCUGCAGGGGGUCACUGGACAACUGGUCACCAAUGCACAAGGACAGAUCAUCGGUACGAUCCCUCUGAUGCCAAACUCUGUAGGACCUUCCAGCAAAUCAGGGGGUGGCACUCCCUCACUGCAGGUCCAGCCAAUCACACCGCAUCUGCUGACCAAUGCACAGGGUCAGAUUAUAGCCACUGUGAUUGGCAACCAGAUCCUGCCAGUGAUCAACACCCAGGGAAUCACACUGUCACCCAUUAAACCUGGACAGCAGCUGUCGCAGGCCGGUCAGACUUCACAGGCUCCUCCUGUGUCUCAGCCAAGUCUACUCCGUAUGCCCCACAGCCAGAGCCCCCUCCGCCAGGCCUCAUCCUCCUCCUCAACAUCAUCAUCCUCAUCCUCGGCUCUUAGCGUUGGGCAGCUAGUCAGCAACCCUCAGACUGCCCCCAGUGAGGUGGACGGUGUGAACCUGGAGGAUAUUCGAGAAUUUGCCAAAGCAUUUAAAAUUCGCCGGCUGUCUCUGGGUCUGACUCAAACUCAGGUGGGACAAGCUCUCAGUGCAACUGAAGGCCCUGCCUACAGCCAGUCUGCCAUCUGCAGACACACCAUCCUGAGAAGCCAAUUUUUCCUACCACAGGAAGCCCAAGAGAACACUAUAGCUAGCAGUCUGACAGGCAAACUGAACCCUGGCCUUUUAUAUCCUGCCAGGUUCGAGAAGUUGGACAUCACUCCAAAAAGUGCUCAGAAGAUUAAGCCCGUGCUGGAGCGCUGGAUGGCCGAGGCGGAAGCCCGCCAUCGCUCUGGUAUGCAGAACCUGACCGAGUUUAUAGGCAGCGAGUCCUCCAAAAAGCGCAAACGCCGGACCUCUUUCACACCGCAGGCCCUGGAAAUCCUCAACAGCCACUUCGAGAAGAAUACUCACCCUUCCGGUCAGGAGAUGACAGAAAUCGCAGAGAAACUGAACUAUGAUCGUGAGGUGGUUCGUGUCUGGUUCUGCAAUAAGAGGCAAGCUUUAAAAAACACUAUAAAGAGGCUGAAACAGCCCGAGCUUGGGUCAGUUGCACCAAUGGACCCUCUGGUUGAUAAUUUGGAGGAACACCCUUAGCAUGACACAAACAGCAUGAGGCGAACGCGCACCGAUGGCGAAACUUCUGAUGUUGUGGACUUAAAGACCUGGACAAUUACUAUCCAAUACGCCAUCGAAUGGAUGAACUGUCAACAAAGACAAAAAUAAAUAUUGUCAGUGUAAUCAUCACAAAAGCAAAAACCAAACAAGUUCAGAAAAAAGAGAGUUGUAUGAGAAUUAUAGUACUGAUUCAUAAGAAGUUUGUGGGUUAUUUAGAACAAGGAUUAUAUUAAACUAAAAGAUUGUGAAGAAACUACUUACCAAAGUUUGUUGCAUCUGAUACAUGAGAUUUUUUAAUUGUAAAUGUUUUAAAUUUGUACAUUUUUACUGGGGGGAAAAAAGGUAAAACAAAAAAGAAAAAAGAUUUGUGUGAUGGGGUAGAUGGGUGUGAAAUUUGAUCUUUGUCUUAUUUUAUCACUUGGGUUUUUAUGUAAAUAUUUCUGGUAAAUUGUCACCAAAUUGAAAUCACGAAUUCCAAAAAAAAAAAAAAAAUCUUUGAGAAGUUUAUUUCAAAAUUGUCAUGUUUCUGCUGUCUGUAAGGCCAUCAUCAACUGUGUCAUCUCAGUCUGUUCAUAAAUAUUAAGGCAUGAAAGAGUGCAUUUGAGAGGAAUAUUUUGCAAAGAGAUUCUCAGUGAACAUGCCACAGAUAUCCACAUACAUUGCAGCUGUGAUUAAAGCUAUUUUAUGGUGUUGCCAAAGCCUCCUAGCCAAAGAACAAGGACAUUGUGUCGUACCUUGACCUGAAC